Molecule: messenger RNA, 919 nt
Organism: Etheostoma cragini (Arkansas darter)
Lineage: Eukaryota; Metazoa; Chordata; Actinopteri; Perciformes; Percidae
Gene: leprotl1
Product: leptin receptor overlapping transcript like 1
Exons: 4
Coding region: 128-523 (131 amino acids)
Biological process (GO): late endosome to vacuole transport via multivesicular body sorting pathway; negative regulation of growth hormone receptor signaling pathway
Cellular component (GO): endosome
Source: RefSeq, a predicted model, not a curated record
CUAGUAGCACCGGAAGGCAGCACGACAGGCAGGAUUGGAGGUUCGUUCGGACUCGGUCGAACUCGACAGCCGAAGAGGGGGGCACUGUUGUCAUUCGUCAGGGCUGUCGAGCUUUUGUCCAGAAGAAAUGGCUGGGAUCAAAGCUCUCAUCAGCCUGUCUUUUGGAGGGGCCAUUGGCCUCAUGUUCCUCAUGCUAGGAUGUGCCCUCCCUGUGUACGACAAAUACUGGCCUUUGUUCCUCCUCUUCUUCUACAUCCUCUCUCCCAUCCCUUACUGCAUCUCACGGCGGGUGGUCGACGACACAGACUCGGCCAGUAACGCCUGCAAAGAGCUGGCCAUCUUCCUCACGACGGGCAUCGUCAUCUCAGCCUUCGGCCUGCCCAUCAUCUUCGCAAGAGCUGAAGUAAUUGCCUGGGGAGCGUGUGCGCUCGUGCUAACGGGUAACAUAGUCAUCUUUGGGACCAUCUUGGGCUUCUUCAUGGUCUUUGGAUCCAACGACGACUUCAGUUGGCAGCAGUGGUAAAACAGCAGGGGGAGGGGGACCUUAGUCGGAACUGUUCUUAUUAGCGUUACAAUUAUUAUUAUGGUAUUACUGUUUGGUUCUUCUUGUUGUUAUUUAUAUGAUGACCGCCCAUCCAUAGACUCACACCAAACCAGUGCAAUACUUUGUUUUUUUUCUUCUUUUUUGUACCGCCUGCAUCAUAUUGAACUGACACAAGUGGGAUGGAAAAUGCUGACUUUCAGUUGGAUUUUAACUCUUUUUAGUUAUGCUCUUUUGACUUCUGUGUUUUAGAAUUUUUCUCAAUUUGUGUGUUUUCCUUUUAAGCAUUGUAGGCUGAUGAACACAACAUCAACUGCUUAUUUAAUGUGUGUAAAAACAUGUUACAAUUAAUCCAAUUGAAUGUGUAAAAAGGCCUAA